Messenger RNA from Nerophis lumbriciformis (worm pipefish), 1421 nucleotides. It is a transcript of the gene dnajc27, whose product is annotated as DnaJ (Hsp40) homolog, subfamily C, member 27. The record is from RefSeq and is a predicted model, not a curated record. Lineage: Eukaryota; Metazoa; Chordata; Actinopteri; Syngnathiformes; Syngnathidae. Gene Ontology annotation, molecular function: GTPase activity; GTP binding.
CUUACAACAUGUCGUGUCAAUUAAGCCCUGAAGAAGACAAGCGGAUAUGACGUCAUGUGCCAGGAGCGGAAGUAGAUUGUCAUAUCCUGCAUCAACGUCAGCGGCUGGCUAGGCUACGAUGCUAGCAUGACUAAAGAUGGAAACUAAUGUGCCGAAGAGACGAGAUAACAAGAAAGCUCUCCGGGUGAAGGUAAUAAGCCUCGGGAAUGCCGAAGUUGGUAAGAGUUGCAUCAUAAAACGAUACUGUGAGAAGAGGUUUGUUCCCAAAUAUUUGGCCACUAUUGGAAUUGACUAUGGAGUCACCAAGGUGCAGGUUCGCGACAGAGAAAUCAAAGUGAACAUCUUUGACAUGGCCGGCCAUCCUUUCUUCUAUGAAGUGCGCAAUGAGUUCUACAAAGACAGUCAGGGUGUGCUGCUUGUGUAUGACGUGGGUCUCCGGGACAGUUUUGAUGCUCUGGACAGCUGGCUGGGCGAGAUGAAACAGGAAAUGGGCUCUCAAGCCAACAUGGACUGUAUUGUGUUCAUGGUCUGCGCCAACAAGGUGGACUUGAUGAAACGGAGAGUCGUGGACGAAGGAGAGGGCCGCCUGUGGGCGGAGUCUCGGGGGUUUCAUUACUUUGAGACGUCGGCACAAAGUGGGGAGGGUAUCAACGAGAUGUUCCAGGCCUUCUUCUCUUCCAUCACUGACAUGUGUGAGAACGGUGGGAAGCGUCCUGUGGCAGAAGUUAGCGUUGGCUUCACCAAAGAGCAAGCAGACACUAUCCGGCGUAUCAGAAACAGUAAAGACUCUUGGGAUAUGCUAGGUGUCAAACCUGGUGCCACACGGGAGGAGGUCAACAAGGCCUACAGAAAACUGGCAGUACUUCUCCACCCAGACAAAUGUGUGGCCCCUGGAAGCGAGGACGCUUUCAAGGCAGUGGUGAAUGCACGCACCUCCCUGCUGAAGAAUAUCAAAUAACACAGGUACACCUGAUGCAUCAUGGCUGACAUUUAUUUAUUUAUUUAUUUAUUAGUACUUUUCACUAUUGAAACUUUUUUGUGCCAAUUGACACUCUGCCAAGCAGAUAUACCAAGUGUGUGAGCGCUCGUGCAUGUGUGUAUACAAGAGCUUACGUUUAUCAUUCAAUUGAUCUUCAAUACAGUUGUUAAGAGCAUAGAGUGCUCAGACUCUUUUCUCUCUUCACGGUGUUUACGUGAGCAUGUUGUCAACAAAGCAGAAGAUCAGACUCACAAGUUACAGUAGUAUUAAAGAUAACUGAACUAAAGUAAAUAUGCGACAUUUAUGUGAAAUCAUUUGUAUGGGAUACUUUUGGAGGUGAAAUGUGCUACCUCUCAAUACAGUAUGUUUCAAUUGCCAAUGAAAUGCAAACGUGUCGGUUUCUUGUGCUAAUCAUGCAUAUUUGUAUUAAAAUGUCCCCUUA